Phodopus roborovskii (desert hamster) is the source of this 8608-nucleotide messenger RNA. RefSeq names its product UDP-glucose glycoprotein glucosyltransferase 1 (gene Uggt1). Bases 11 to 4582 code for a protein of 1523 amino acids. The record is from RefSeq and is a predicted model, not a curated record. NCBI's taxonomy places the organism in Eukaryota, Metazoa, Chordata, Mammalia, Rodentia, Cricetidae. Gene Ontology annotation, molecular function: UDP-glucose:glycoprotein glucosyltransferase activity. The transcript has 40 exons. Gene Ontology annotation, cellular component: endoplasmic reticulum.
CUCCUACAGCAUGGGACUUGUGAUUGCACUGGCUUCACUGUGGUCCCUGGCAGAGGCCAAUUCCAAAGCCAUUACAACCUCCCUUACCACAAAGUGGUUUUCCGCUCCACUGCUACUGGAAGCCAGUGAGUUCUUAGCAGAAGACAGCCAAGAGAAAUUUUGGAGUUUUGUAGAAGCCAGUCAAAAUAUUGGAUCAUCAGAUCGUCACGAUACCGAUCAAUCCUAUUAUAAUGCGAUACUGGAAGCCGCCUUUCAGUUUCUGUCACCUUUGCAGCAGAAUUUGUUGAAAUUUUGUCUCUCUCUCCGCUCCUACUCAGCCUCAAUUCAAGCCUUCCAGCAGAUUGCAGUUGAUGAGCCCCCGCCACAAGGAUGCCAGUCAUUCUUUUCAGUGCAUGGGCAGCAGACCUGUGACUUUGGUACUCUGGAGGACCUUCUACUAACUGCACCCGACAGACCUAAACCUUUGUUGUUCAAAGGAGACCACAGAUAUCCCUCAUCAAAUCCUGAAAGUCCAGUGGUGAUUUUUUACUCUGAGAUCGGCCAUGAGGAAUUUUCUAAUAUUCACAAUCAACUUAAAUCAAAAAGCAAAGAAGGCAAAAUUAAUUAUGUAUUCAGACAUUAUGUAUCUAACCCCAGGAAGGAGCCAGUUUACCUCUCUGGCUAUGGCGUGGAAUUGGCAAUUAAGAGCACGGAGUACAAGGCCAAGGAUGAUACUCAGGUGAAAGGAACUGAGGUAAACACCACAGUCAUUGGUGAAGAUGACCCCAUUGAUGAAGUUCAGGGGUUUCUUUUUGGAAAGUUAAGAGAACUGUACCCCACCUUGGAAGGACAACUGAAAGAAUUCCGGAAGCAUCUUGUGGAGAGCACCAAUGAGAUGGCGCCCUUGAAAGUCUGGCAGCUGCAAGAUCUCAGUUUCCAGACUGCCGCCCGCAUCCUGGCUGCUCCUGUGGAGUUAGCUUUGGUGGUGAUGAAGGAUAUUAGUCAGAAUUUUCCUACCAAAGCCAGAGCAAUAACCAAAACAGCUGUGAGCUCACAACUUAGAACAGAAGUGGAAGAGAACCAGAAGUAUUUCAAGGGAACCAUAGGAUUGCAGCCUGGAGAUUCAGCUCUCUUCAUCAAUGGGCUUCAUAUUGAUCUAGACACCCAGGAUAUAUUCAGUCUGUUUGAUACAUUGAGGAAUGAAGCCCGGGUGAUGGAGGGUCUGCACAGACUAGGAAUAGAAGGCCUUUCUCUACAUAAUAUCUUGAAGCUCAACAUCCAGCCUUCUGAGACUGACUAUGCAGUAGACAUCAGGAGUCCUGCUAUUUCAUGGGUCAACAACCUAGAGGUUGACAGCCGAUACAAUUCAUGGCCUUCUAGUCUACAAGAGUUGCUUCGACCCACCUUUCCUGGCGUUAUACGGCAAAUCAGGAAAAACUUGCAUAACAUGGUUUUUAUUGUUGAUCCUGUACAUGAGACCACAGCUGAGUUGAUUAGCAUAGCUGAGAUGUUCCUCAGCAAUCACAUACCAUUAAGGAUUGGUUUUGUCUUCGUGGUCAAUGACUCGGAAGAUGUUGAUGGAAUGCAAGAUGCGGGAGUCGCCGUUCUGAGAGCGUAUAAUUAUGUUGUCCAAGAAGUGGAUGGCUAUCACGCCUUCCAGACUCUCACACACAUCUAUAACAAGGUAAGGACUGGAGGAAAGGUGAAAGUUGAACAUGUGGUCAGCAUCUUGGAGAAGAAGUACCCAUACGUCGAAGUGAAUAGCAUUCUGGGGAUUGAUUCUGCUUAUGAUCAGAACCGGAAGGACGCCAGAGGCUACUAUGAGCAGACUGGUGUUGGUCCUCUGCCUGUUGUCUUGUUCAAUGGCAUGCCCUUUGAAAAGGAACAGUUAGAUCCUGACGAGCUGGAAACCAUUACAAUGCACAAGAUCUUGGAGACCACUACCUUCUUCCAAAGGGCCGUGUAUUUGGGUGAACUGCCGCAUGAUCAGGAUGUGGUAGAAUACAUCAUGAAUCAGCCAAAUGUUGUUCCGAGGAUCAAUUCUAGGAUCUUGACAGCUAAGCGAGAGUAUCUGGAUCUGACAGCAAGCAAUAACUUUUUUGUGGAUGAUUUUGCCAGAUUUUCUACCUUGGACUCUAGGGGCAAGACUGCUGCUGUAGCCAACAGUCUGAACUAUCUGACAAAGAAAGGAAUGUCCUCCAAGGAAAUCUAUGAUGAUUCCUUUAUUAGGCCAGUGACUUUUUGGAUUGUUGGGGAUUUUGAUAGCCCAUCUGGACGGCAGUUAUUAUAUGAUGCCAUUAAACAUCAGAAAACCAGUAACAACGUUAGGAUAAGUAUGAUCAAUAAUCCCAGUCAAGAGAUAAGUUACUCGAACACUCCAAUCUUCAGAGCCAUCUGGGCGGCUCUCCAAACACAGACUUCCAACUCGGCUAAGAACUUCAUCACCAAAAUGGCGAAAGAGGAGACGGCAGAGGCCUUGGCCGCAGGAGUGGACAUCGGGGAGUUCUCUGUUGGGGGCAUGGAUGUCAGUCUUUUUAAAGAGGCCUUUGAGUCUUCCAAAAUGGAUUCCGUUUUGUCUCAUGCCCUGUACUGCAGGGAUGUUCUGAAGCUGAAGAAGGGGCAGAGAGUGGUAGUCAGCAAUGGAAGGAUUAUUGGGCCUCUGGAGGAGAAUGAGCUCUUUAACCAAGACGAUUUCCACCUCCUAGAAAAUAUCAUCUUGAAAACAUCGGGACAGAAAAUAAAAUCUCAUAUCCAACAGCUUCACGUAGAAGAAGACGUGGCAAGUGACUUGGUAAUGAAGGUGGAUUCUCUCCUGUCAGCACAGCCCAAAGGAGAGGCAAGGAUCGACUACCAGUUCUUUGAAGACAAACACAGUGCAAUUAAACUGAAGCCCAAUGAAGGGGACACAUACUACGAUGUGGUAGCUGUUGUUGACCCUGUCACAAGAGAAGCACAGAGGCUCGCCCCCUUGCUCUUGGUUUUGACUCAGCUGAUAAACAUGAAUCUAAGAGUAUUUAUGAAUUGCCAAUCUAAACUUUCGGACAUGCCUUUAAAAAGCUUUUAUCGUUACGUCUUAGAACCAGAGAUCUCUUUCACCGCAGACAACAGCUUUGCGAAGGGACCAAUAGCAAAGUUUCUGGAUAUGCCCCAGUCUCCCCUGUUCACUUUGAAUUUGAACACGCCUGAGAGUUGGAUGGUAGAAUCCGUCAGAACACCGUAUGAUCUUGACAAUAUUUAUCUAGAAGAGGUGGACAGUGUAGUGACUGCUGAGUAUGAGCUGGAAUACCUGUUAUUAGAAGGUCAUUGCUACGACAUCACCACAGGCCAGCCCCCUCGAGGACUACAGUUCACUUUAGGAACUUCAGCCAACCCAACAAUUGUGGACACCAUUGUGAUGGCCAAUCUGGGAUAUUUUCAGCUCAAAGCCAACCCGGGAGCCUGGAUUCUCAGACUGAGGAAGGGGCGCUCUGAUGAUAUUUAUAGAAUCUACAGCCACGAUGGCACAGAUUCUCCUCCUGAUGCAAAUGAUGUUGUUGUUAUCCUCAAUAACUUCAAAAGCAAGAUCAUCAAAGUGAAGGUGCAGAAGAGAGCAGACAUGGUGAACGAAGACUUGCUGAGUGACGGAGCGAACGAGAACGAGUCUGGAUUUUGGGACUCAUUCAAAUGGGGCUUUUCGGGACAGGCGACUGAGGAGGUGAAGCAAGGAAAGGAUGACAUAAUCAAUAUUUUCUCUGUUGCAUCUGGUCAUCUCUAUGAAAGAUUUCUUCGCAUAAUGAUGCUCUCAGUGCUGAAGAAUACCAAAACUCCUGUGAAAUUCUGGUUCUUGAAGAAUUAUUUGUCCCCCACAUUUAAGGAGUUUAUACCUUACAUGGCCAGCAAAUACAACUUCCAGUAUGAGCUUGUUCAGUACAAGUGGCCGAGGUGGCUUCAUCAGCAGACAGAGAAACAGCGGAUCAUCUGGGGCUACAAGAUCCUCUUCCUGGACGUGCUUUUCCCGCUGGUGGUUGACAAGUUCCUGUUUGUGGACGCUGAUCAGAUUGUGCGGACAGAUCUGAAAGAGUUAAGGGAUUUCAAUUUGGAUGGUGCCCCUUACGGUUACACACCUUUCUGCGAUAGCAGAAGAGAAAUGGAUGGCUACCGGUUCUGGAAGUCAGGGUACUGGGCCAGUCACUUGGCUGGACGCAAAUACCAUAUCAGUGCACUGUAUGUCGUGGAUCUGAAGAAAUUUAGGAAAAUAGCUGCUGGUGACAGGCUGAGGGGACAGUACCAAGGUCUGAGUCAAGAUCCCAACAGUCUUUCAAAUCUGGAUCAGGAUUUGCCUAAUAACAUGAUCCAUCAGGUGCCAAUCAAGUCCCUCCCUCAAGAGUGGCUUUGGUGUGAAACGUGGUGUGAUGAUGCUUCCAAGAAGAGGGCAAAGACCAUCGACUUGUGUAAUAAUCCCAUGACUAAAGAGCCCAAACUGGAAGCUGCUGUGCGAAUCGUCCCCGAGUGGCAAGACUAUGAUCAGGAGAUUAAGCAGCUGCAGAUCCUCUUCCAACAGGAGAAGGAGAGGGGGGCCCAGCAGGAAGAGAGGGCGCAGGAAGGAGCCCAUGAAGAAUUAUGAUCUUUGAAGGAAGAUGGGAAGUCCCACCAUCUGACAGUUUUGUACUAAAAGCUAGUUUUUUCUGAUCUGUCGAUACAACUGCUGCUGAACUGAUUAGGCCGGUGUACCACACCUAUUGAUUUAGACUACAGCACCCUCGUGGGUGCUGGGUCUUUGGGGCUAAGGCUCUGUUGGAUUUGUACCUCAGAGGAAGACAAGUGGCUGAUCUUCUGGAACUCUCUUCACACCAGAGGGAGAAAUGGUGACGGCUGCUGAAAGAAACUGAGUCCUUUGGUGCCCACUUCAAGCUGGCCAGAGAAGCCACCACGUCCUUCCUUACCUCAGUUUACCGGCAGCCCUCGCUGCACUGCAGAUGCCCACCCUGCACAGGUCAGGCCGGCAGAUGCUUCAUCCAAGGUCCAUGCCUCAAGGUCUAUCCCAACAUGCUUGUCAACAUCUCCUGUCCCACGCUCUCUUCCCAGGCUUUAGGCUCAUUGUUUAAUUGAGCCCAACCGAUAAUCAUGUAUCUUCAGGGUUGGUGCAGUUGCUAAGAAAUCAAUCUUCAGGAGAACUGGGGGUGGCUCGGAUGGGGGUGGGGGGAUGACAGGCAGCGGAGAGUUUUGUGGUGUUCAAAGGUAGAAGACAAAAAAAUUGGCCCUUCUCUUUCAGUCUGUUGUGGCUGAAUUUAAAGGAAGCUUUAUUCUAUUCACAAUGAACUUUCUAGGUGAUUGUUUUGUAAACAAUUUUUAUAUUUAUGAAAAUGUUUGCCUUUUCUUCCUACUUUCUAAAAAACUAUUGGUACACGUUUCCUGGCUGAGCACAGGUUUACUGAGUCCCUCCGUGGUCCAUCUCAGGGUACUCAGCCUCCAUUUGGAUGGACACCAUACUGUCUGCCCUGUCCCUUGGAGUUUUCCCCUUUUGUUUUGGCUCUGUGGGUUGCCUUUGGCUUUUAAAACAUGCCCAGGGCCCUGUCCAGUUUUAAGGGAACAGCUGCUGUGUGACACAGCUGUCACUGCUUUAUGUGUGGCCACAGCCACAGCCACGGCCCAGCCUCACCUGGUCAGGAGCAGCCGGGGCUGGGGAACCUGGGACUUGGUGUUAGCCUGGCUGCACACGUGUGUGGUGUCAUCUCUGCCCGGAAAUCAGGGGUCGGCAGCAGAGAGUUAGCGCAUUGCUGGCCACUGGCCUGCCUUCCAGCUCCCGGGGGCUGUUCUUUCCUGUUUAACCUGCCUUUUAAAAAUGAGAAGGGAGCUGGGGUGUGCCUCGGUGGCAGACAAAGUGCUCGGCCAGCGAGCUCAAGGCUCUGUGUUCCGUCCCAGCCCUAAACCCCUAACCCACCCCAAAUAAAAGGAAGAGAGAGACUGUGAAAAGUGAGCUCACAUGGAUAAGUCCUUGCACAUCUAAGCUAGGCCAUACAUGUGUUUUGAAGGACGAAUAAUCUAUAGUAGCCAUAGUUGGGUUUUGAAUGGGCAGUUAUUAAGUAAUAAAUAGUGAGAGACAGCAAAAUAUCAUUGAUUGGGAACUCACACAACCAGCAGAAACCCCUUAACUCAGCCGCCUGCUGGAGUUGCCCAGUGAGCGUCCUGGGCAGAGAGAGCAGAGUGUUUCCUCAGGUAAGGUUUCCCAGUAAAGGAACUAUAGCAAACCUAAAACACCAUCGUCGAUUCGGUGCUCACAACAUCCUGUAGAAGCCAGCCGGGGCAGCUGGGGAGCCCUUUCUCCGGGGGAGCUUGCAGCCCUUACCCACUGCGGGCACUUUGGUAGCAGGGCUAGGCAGUGGCUGACUCCUCUGGCCUUGGGAAGGACCUGGGAAUGAGUGACUUCCCAGCUGUGUCCAAGGACCAGACGAAGGUCCUUGGAAGACACUUUGAGAAUACACAUGUUCCAUAGCCAGUUUCUUAGCUAGCACGUGACAUCAAUACACUGAAGUUUUGAAAUAAAGGUUUCACCACACACAUAUCAAGUAAUUGAUUUCCCCCCUCACUUUCAAAUCCAGAAGUUAACUUGGAGCCAGCCUUUGCUCAGGCCGUGUCCACAUUGUAUUAAGCUUUCAGGGAGCCACUGCUGCUGCCCUCAGCGGCAGCCAUGAAACACGGAGCCUGCGGUGAGCCAGAAUAGUCAGGUCACGGGUGUGCUUUUAGAUGUUGGCCCCAGUGACCAGUUGCCGCCUUUUUACCAAGUCAUCACGCAUCCUCUGUGGAAAGGAAGGUGCGGAGAAUGUCCUUCAGCCCCUCGGGUGUCCCCACCCUGACAUAAGUUAUAUUAAUAGUUGAUGCUGGGUAGGCCAGACCCAGCUGGCUUGUAAAGUCAUCCAGCCCCUUCCUUGCUUCCUGUGGGUUAACCAUCUCUACAGUUAGGCCAAUGGCCCAGAAGUGAUGCUGCCCAGGAAGGGCGCCCCUGCUGGUUUCAUCUGAUAUCUCCACUGUGAAAAAGCAUACUGUGACUGAAUGCAGAGGUAAAAUAUUCCCCAAGAAGCAGGAAAUAGCUGAUUACAUGGAUGGUCGAAGCUUCUGGAAAGCUUGUUGUUGGCAUGCAUCUAUAUCAGAAUUACAUGGCCAGGGUGAGUCGGGCUCUGCUCUGUGGAAGGUGACACUUGAUGGGCAUGUAGGGCUGUCAGGGUGCAGCUCUCGAGCAUCCUGGAUUUAGUGGAAAGCUGACUGGGUUUAGUGGGGUGGUGUUUCCAUCAGAUAGCUGGCAUUGUCAGUCUGGCAGAGGCUACAUUUCUGAUUGAGCGUGUUUGUCUGCAGGUGCAUGUGCAUUGUGCUGGGCCUGCCUGGUCAGAGGCACGCUCCACGGCGGAGCGGUUUCCUGUCCUCUGCUUGUUGAGGUGAUGGCCUGAUGUAUGUUUUCUGCUCUUAGGCUGGGUCCCUGAGUGAUGCACCAGGAGCCCAGGGAUAGAGAAGGAAGAAAAGAACAGGAAGGAAACUUGACCGGCAUGAUUUAGAACUGGCCAGACAGCUCUCCCAUGGUCAGGAGUACGGAGUGACCCUCCUGUCCCUCUCUCUCCCAUGCUAAGUCUUUUUCUAAAAUUGCUCUUCUUAGACCUGCCUCACUGAAAGACCUCAUUUGCCCGAGGAGUUGAGAGGGGACCCCUGGUCCACUUUGCUUGACAGAUUUCAUGGGAAGCUGUCUGGUGGGCAGUGUCCCGGUGAUGUGGACUCUGAUAUAUGCUCAAUCGGUUCCUCACUGUGACUUCCGGGGGUGCCAUCUUUUUACUGAGUUGUCACGUACUUGGCUUCCUGGGGAUAUGUGCGGUGACCAGAGUCGAUCGAACGGCUCAUCGUGUUUCCUGUUAGUAAGGUAGCAUUUUUUUGUUGAAAUUCAUGAGCUCCUGUCUUCUCUGCCUUAAGGUAAUGAGGAAAGUCUUAAUGAGGACUUCUCACAUGCCGGAUCAAGCUCAAGCACAUUAAACACUGUCGCUCAGGAAGUUACUGAAAUUUCCAAGUGUCUGGAAGGUUCUCAUUUCUCAUUCAUUGCUGGUGUUUUGUCUUUCUGAAAUAGCAGAAGGAGCCCUUCUGUGUUCCAUAGCAGUGCUGAGUCCAUGGACAGGGCCGGCUCCUUCUCAUGUGUCAUUGAAGGCAGCAGGUGAUAGAGUAAGCGCCAGACAUCAGCGUGCUACGGGAAGUCCAUGAAGUUGUGGACGGAAAGCAGGAGGCCGCUCCUGAGUUCCUGGGUCCUGUGACUCAUGAGUGGGACUUGGAGCCAUACUCUCUUCCUGCCUGUGCUUUCUACGCUGCCUUACGUGUCCCCAUUGAGCUCAACAGAGAAAUGGGCACCAUUCCCUCAGCCAGAAGCAAACUACACUAACCUAAGGUUGGCAGUUUGAAAUAAAAAACUAACAAGCACUCUGCUUUCCAACCAAAAAAAAAGGAAAAUGGAGACAAAGCUUGGGAUUUUUAAAGAAACCGUUUGUCCUACUUUCCCUUCAAACCAACACCUCACUUGGUGCGGGGUUCAUGUCUGUGAAUGUCUUAGUCCAAAGGAAUGCUGGUCUUUUCAUGAGCAUAAGCUCUGCUCAAUACAAUAAACUCCCUCCUCUCUUCUUUA